GUAAUUUCAUGAUUAUUUUAGGAUAAUCCUGCUGAUUUUUCAUAUUUCUUUGAUACUUCAAGACGAAGAACAUGCUAUGUAGCUCCUGAAAGAUUUAUUAAAACCAUGAGUUCAUCCAAUGUCUUUUCAAGUGCAGUAACUGUUUCUUCUUCAACCAGCAGUUCAAUUGCUCCAGCCUCACCAUCUUUAAUAAUUCAUGCUGAUGAAAUUAAAACUGGUGACCUCACAGCUGCCAUGGACAUAUUUUCUCUAGGGUGUGCUCUGACGGAACUGUUUACAGAAGGUUCUGCUCCAUUUGAUUUCUCGCAGUUAUUAAGGUACAGAAUAGGAGAUUUUGAUCCUAGUAAAACAUUAGAAAAAAUUGAGGAUUCAAGUAUUAAGAAACUUGUCGAGAGCAUGAUGCAAAAAGAACCUACAGCUCGGUUAAGUGCAAGUGAAUAUCUGGAACUGCAGCGGGACAAGGCUUUUCCUGAGUAUUUUUAUAGCUUUUUAAACAACUAUAUGAAAGAUUUUGCUUCUAUUCCAAGAUCCCCAGAUGAGAAAAUUUACAGACUAAAAAAGGAUAUUAACAACAUAAUUGAAGUCAUCAUUUCCUAUGAGAAGCAUAUCAGUGUUAAUGAAUCAAGUAAUAACAAGGAAAAUGUUACAAGUGAAGGGCUGGUCCUAAUUGUGUCACUAUUAACAUCAUUGCUUCGAGCACUUAAACAUUGUUCAGCCAAAUUGAAUGCUCUGGAGGUAUUAAGGACAAUGGCUAAUUAUUUAAGCCCUGAUAUUAUUUUAGACAGAUUGCUCCCAUAUCUGAUAUUUUUAGCAAAAGAUAAAUAUCCCAAAGUGCGUGUUGCUGUAAUUCAGACACUUACAGAAUGUUUGACUUUGAUAAAAAGCAUACCUAAGAGUGACAGCAAUAUAUUUCCAGAAUACAUUCUUCCAAAUUUGUCACAUAUUCCACAUGAUGAGGCUGUAAUUGUACGCAUGGCAUACGCUGAAAAUAUUGCUGUUUUAGCCGAAACUGCAUUAAGGUUUCUAGAAAUGACACAGUCAGAUAUGGAGCCCAAUCUAGACAGUUCAUUCUUAUCAGAUGAUGAAAGGAAUAACCAUAGUAAAGCUUCAUUUGAUCAUGAACUGCAAGCUCUACAAGAGCUUGUGCAACAAAGUGUCACUUUACUUCUCAGUGAUCCUGUAAAUGCAGUGAAGCAGACAUUGUUGGAAAGAGGCAUUCAUCAACUUUGUGUAUUUUUUGGUCGUCAAAAAGGCAAUGAUGUUUUGCUGUCUCAUAUGAUUACAUAUUUGAAUGAUAAAGAGGACAAGCAUUUACGAGGAGCAUUUUUUGAUGCAAUAGUUGGAGUUGCUGCAUGUGUUGGAUGGCAGUGUUGCCCUAUCUUAAAACCGCUUUUACAGCAGGGUCUUGCAGAUUCUGAAGAGUUUGUGAUAAGUAAAGCUCUGUGUGCAUUGUCUGACCUAAUUCAGUUAGGUAUACUGCAGAAACAGAUGCUGUAUGAUAUUGUAGCUGAAGCAAUACCCUUAUUAAUUCAUCCAAAUUUAUGGAUUAAACAAGCUGCUGUUGGACUUGUAUGUAUUGUUGCCAAAACUUUAAAUUUGGCAGAUGUGCAAUGUAGAUUGAUUCCUCUUUUGCAACCUUUUUUGAAGCGUCAAGUUAUUCAAGUUGAUCAAGAGUUAGUCCUUUUGAAUGCUGUUCAAGAUCCUUUACCCCGAUGCCUUCUUGAUUACUUAAUCAAGUUACCAUCUCUGCGCAACUUCCUUGAAAGUUUGUCUGACAGAAAUAUAUCUAGGUCUGUGACAAGACCUGGACUUCAGCCUAUAUAUAGAGAAAUGGAUUCACAACUUACUACGAUUUAUUUUCGCUUACAGUCUGAUGGAAUGACAGAAGUAAUUGAAGACCAGAUAUUGGCAAUGAAGGAACAUUUAAUGAAAGUGCAUCUGAAAAAAGCAAGUAUUGGGGAUGUGUAUAAUUCUUCAGUGGAGAAAAAUGAUGGAGAAAUUGAUUUAGCCUCUCUUCCAAAUCCACCUCAAGCUCAUUCUGUGCCACUAACAGUUAUUGAUCAUCAGUUUGAUAAAACUGUUAGAAAUGUCCAAAGUAAGAAGUCAUCAAAAAAGAAAUCAGCUGUUGAAUCACCAACAGUAAACAUGAAUGAGGAAUGGCAGCAUAUGUUUGGCUCAAGUGAUCUUAAAAGUCCUCCAUCUCCAAGACUUCAACAUCAGAACUCUGACCCAUCUUUGUCAUCAUAUUCUAAGAUAUCUGCCAGUGGAAAAGUCUUAGAUGAUAAUUUAGAAUUCAAAACAACUGUUGAUGGUAAAAAUAGUGUGCCCAUUGCAAUUUUAGAGGACCGUCAUAAACCUAAUCAUUGUGCACCUUGUCAUGAAGAGCUUCAGGCAUUAAUUUUAAAGAAACAGGAAGAGUGGAUUAACGAUGAAAUUGUCAGAGAGGCCAGUGAUUUAGGUUGUAAGGAAGAAAAGCCACAGUCUGGUAAAAAGGGUUCCAAAAUGCCAUCAGGAUAUUUGGUCGCCCAUUUGCAUGAGCACAAGAAAGCUGUGGUCAAGAUCCAAGUAAUGCCAAAUACCCCUUUAUUUGCUACAUGUUCCAUUGAUGGUACUGUUAAAAUAUGGGACUGUGAAAAAUUAGAAGGAAAGAGUUUUGCCAUUCGUUCAAGAGUUACGUAUGGAAGAUUAGAGGGCCCUCUAUCAUGCAUGACAUUUUGCGAGAAUAUGCAGUCCAUUGCUGCAGCUUCUGACAGUGGAUGGAUUCAUGUAUUUAGAUUAUCAUAUGAAAAUUCUAAAUUAUCAGUUUUGUAUCAGAGGCAUCUUGAUUAUGUUGAAGAAGGAUGUGCAGUGGACAUAGAUUUUUUUGAUACAGGAAGCCAGUCUGUUUUAGCAUAUGCUACUGUAACAGGAUCGAUUGUUGGAUGGGAUUUACGGUCACCAGGCACAGCCUGGAAACUUGAAAACAAUCCAAGACAAGGUCUUGUUACUUCAUUUUGCACUGAUCCUCACCACUGUUGGAUAGUUGUUGGUACAGCUAGCGGAAACAUGAUUUGCUGGGAUUUGCGAUUUCAGCUCCCCAUCACUUCAAUUACUCAUCCAACAGGUUCUCGUAUCCGUCAUUUGUUGGUUCAUCCAAAGAAAAAGUCUGCAAUAUUUGCUGCAGUUCAAGGCAACAAUGAAGUAUCUUUGUGGGAUUUAGAAACACAGGGAAGAUUAACUACUUUGUGGUCAAUCAAUAAUGCUCCACCACUUUCUCAAACAGAGGCAUCAGAUGAUUCUGUGUAUUCUAUGUGUUGGUCUGCAACUGAUCACGGAUCUACACUUUUGACUGCUGGUUCAGAUAGAAGGAUUCGUUAUUGGGACUUAAAGAAUCCUGCUGCAUCACACAUUGUUGUUGGAGCAGCUAAUGAUCCUCUAGCCCCAUUCUCUAAUAUCAAUUACACAUCUAGAAUAAUUGAUGGGACACAAGUUAUAUGUGAAAAUUUUACAAGACAAAAAGAUGAAAAAGCUAUGUCUUCAGAAGACCAGCCUCGACGCUAUCCCGAGACACCACCAGCUGGCCAUCAUGAUUGCAUAAGUUCUAUUGCUUCCAUGUAUACAUCUCAACCACUAAUUUUGUCUGCUUCCAAAGAUGGAGUUGUUAAAAUUUGGAAAUGAUAUAAAUAAGAAAUGGCUAAGUAUGCAUAUCACUAUGUAUGUGUACAUUUAUGAACUUUAAUUAAAUUUUUUCUAAUUCCAUUUUCAUUCUAGCUCUAUAAGUGUAUGUAUAAAUUUAUUUAUUGUAAUUAUAUUUCAAAUUGGUGAAUGCAAAAUAUUUGUAUAAAAUGUAUAAUAAAAGACAUGUUUAAUUUGUU
Molecule: messenger RNA, 3854 nt
Organism: Stegodyphus dumicola
Lineage: Eukaryota; Metazoa; Arthropoda; Arachnida; Araneae; Eresidae
Gene: Vps15
Product: vacuolar protein sorting 15
Biological process (GO): protein phosphorylation; autophagy of peroxisome; late endosome to vacuole transport
Cellular component (GO): phosphatidylinositol 3-kinase complex, class III, type II; late endosome; nucleus-vacuole junction
Molecular function (GO): protein binding; ATP binding; protein serine/threonine kinase activity
Source: RefSeq, a predicted model, not a curated record